AUGUCGGUAGAAGAUUCCUCGCCAUGCUCCCCGCGUGCCAACUCCACCACACGACCACGCAAGAUUUGGACCCCUGAAGAAGAUGUGACAUUGAAGACGCUCGUUGCUCGCUACGGAGACGCACGAGGUCCCCAGGGGCAUUGGAAAGAUAUUGCCGCUGCACUCCAAGACCGCACUGCCAAGGACUGUCGGAAGCGAUGGUUUCAUUCUCUUGAUCCGUCCAUCAAAAAGGGUCGGUGGACAGCAGAAGAAGAUCAGAUCCUCUUGUCGGCUUAUGCUCGAAUGGGCCCUGCAUGGCACGACAUCGUCAAAGACCGCCUUAGUGGAUGGUCGCCACAAGAAGACGAAGUUCUACGAGAAGGUGUUCGGACGCUGGGUCACCGGUGGUCUGCUUUAUCGGCAAAGCUGCCAGGCCGGCCACCUCUCACCUGUCGUAACAGAUGGCGAGCACUUUCAAAAACAUCCAAAAGGCCUCUGACUACAGGAACACCCUCCCCACGGUCGCCUGCCACAAGGAAGCGUGGCGAUGCCACGGCAUUUGAUGCACCCGAACCCUCCUUAAACUCGCUCCUAGUAGCAACUGAAGCUGAUGCCGACAUCGGAAACGUCAUCGAUAUCAAUGGUAUAGUCACAUCUAUGGUGGAAAUGAGCACCGGGCUAGAUACGGACGACUUUCGCUUCGUCGGCGAUGCAGUGUCUUACAAUCCAAUCCUACACCAGUCCCAACUCAGCUCAAAUCUUCCGCCAAGCUUGGAUCUUGGCCACCUAUCCGAGCCGCUGCACCAGUCUCUGAGGGAACCCACCUCAAACAGUCACAACAGCACUCCUAAAGAAUGGAGAUCGAACAAACACAUCGUUCUCGGUUCCAAAUAUCACUUUGGAGACCCCAGCUCUCUCACCAGAUCCAAUCUGCUCAAGGAUAUCCCCACCUCAGUACCUCUACGCCUUCUCUGA
This is a messenger RNA of Colletotrichum costaricense, 954 nucleotides long. RefSeq lists its product as uncharacterized. Bases 1 to 954 code for a protein of 317 amino acids. The record is from RefSeq and is a predicted model, not a curated record. Gene Ontology annotation, biological process: mitotic cell cycle; positive regulation of transcription by RNA polymerase II. The transcript is spliced from 4 exons. NCBI's taxonomy places the organism in Eukaryota, Fungi, Ascomycota, Sordariomycetes, Glomerellales, Glomerellaceae.